AUGAAGCCUGCAGAAAGAAGAAGAAGAAGCCGUGCGGCCUCACAAGCUCCUCGUGACAGUGUUGGACGCUUCACUCCAAGAAAAAAGACCGCUGGAUCUAGUCGUCUUACGGCCCGUUCCGUUUCACGCCAAGAAACUUCUCGUCAAAGUCGCCGUCGCAGUCGUAGUGCCAGAUCGGCGUCUAGCUACCGUAGCAGCCGCAGUCGCAGUGGCAGUCGCUCCCGAUCUCGAUCUUCGUCUCGUCGUCGUUCGAUUUCGAGAAAACCAGUGAAAGGAAGAGGACGUAAAAUUGGAAGCAAAUCGGUUCGUGCUCGCAGCUCCCGUACUCGUUCUCGAUCUCGAUCCGUUUCUACUGCCAGAGAACCAAGUCAUCGUCGCGUUCGUCGUGUUCGCUCUACAAAAGAGAAAUCUCGCAGCAGAAGUCGUUCAGUUUCAUCUCGUCGCUCAUCCAAGAGAAGCGUAUCAAGACGUUCUUCUCGUCGUGCCACUCCAAAACCAAAAGGAAAAUCUCGUCGGGCAGCUCGCGAGACUUCAAUCCGGAGUUCAAGCAGUCGCAGUCGCAGCCGUAGUCGCAGUGGAUCUCGCCGCAGAUACGGAAAUGCAAAAUCCACGAGAAGUCAUCGUAUGGGAUCUCAUUGUGGAUAA
Messenger RNA from Caenorhabditis remanei, 645 nucleotides. RefSeq lists its product as uncharacterized. The record is from RefSeq and is a predicted model, not a curated record. The transcript is spliced from 3 exons. Bases 1 to 645 code for a protein of 214 amino acids. Lineage: Eukaryota; Metazoa; Nematoda; Chromadorea; Rhabditida; Rhabditidae.